Messenger RNA from Balaenoptera musculus (blue whale), 1816 nucleotides. It is a transcript of the gene SMYD5, whose product is annotated as SMYD family member 5. Gene Ontology annotation, molecular function: protein binding; histone H4K20 methyltransferase activity. The record is from RefSeq and is a predicted model, not a curated record. Bases 27 to 1280 code for a protein of 417 amino acids. The transcript has 13 exons. NCBI's taxonomy places the organism in Eukaryota, Metazoa, Chordata, Mammalia, Artiodactyla, Balaenopteridae.
GGUCAGCAGGCGGAGGUACGCCCAAGAUGGCGGCCUCCAUGUGCGACGUGUUCUCUUUCUGCGUGGGCGUGGCGGGCCGAGCCCGGGUCGCCGUGGAAGUGUGCUUCGUGAGCAGCGCCAAGGGAAAGGGGUUGUUUGCCACACAGCUGAUCCAGAAGGGGGAGACCAUAUUCAUCGAACGGCCCCUGGUGGCUGCACAGUUUCUCUGGAAUGCACUUUAUCGCUACCGAGCCUGUGACCACUGCCUUCGGGCACUGGAGAAGGCAGAGGAGAACGCCCAGAGACUGACUGGGAAACCAGGCCAGGUUUUGCCUCACCCUGAGCUGUGCACUGUGCGCAAGGACCUGCACCAGAAUUGUCCCCGCUGCCAGGUGACGUACUGCAGUACAGAAUGUCUACUAGCCGCAGCUGAGCAAUACCAUCAGGUCCUGUGCCCAGGCCCCUCCCAGGAUGACCCCCUGCAUCCUCUCAAUAAGCUGCAGGAGGCAUGGAGGAGUGUUCACUACCCCCCUGAGACUGCAAGCAUCAUGUUGAUGGCCCGGAUGGUGGCCACGGUGAAACAGGCGAAGGAUAAGGAUCGUUGGAUCAGGCUCUUCUCCCAGUUCUGUAAUAAAACGGCCAAUGAGGAGGAGGAAAUUGUCCACAAACUCCUAGGGGACAAAUUCAAGGGCCAGCUGGAGCUUCUGCGGAGACUCUUCACAGAGGCCCUUUAUGAGGAAGCACUCAGCCAGUGGUUCACUCCAGAUGGAUUCCGGUCUCUCUUUGCUCUUGUUGGGACCAAUGGCCAAGGAAUUGGGACCAGCUCCCUGAGCCAGUGGGUCCAUGCCUGUGACGCUCUGGAGCUGAAGCCUCAGGACCGUGAGCAGCUGGACGCCUUCAUUGACCAGCUGUACAAGGACAUCGAGGCAGCAACUGGUGAGUUUCUUAACUGUGAAGGAUCUGGCCUCUUUGUGCUGCAGAGCUGCUGCAACCACAGCUGUGUCCCCAAUGCAGAGACCUCCUUCCCAGAAAACAACUUCCUUUUGCAUGUCACCGCCCUGGAGGAUAUUAAGCCAGGAGAGGAAAUCUGCAUCAGCUACUUAGACUGCUGUCAGCGGGAGCGCAGCCGCCACAGCCGCCACAAGAUCCUCAGGGAGAACUAUCUGUUCGUCUGUUCCUGCCCCAAAUGUCUGGCAGAGGCUGAUGAACCCAACAUGACCUCUGAGGAGGAGGACGAGGAAGAGGACGAGGAAGGAGAGCCGGAAGAUGCUGAGCUGGGGGAUGAGAUGACUGAUGUGUGAUGUCACCCUGCCUAGAAGUGGUCCUACCCCAGACCCUGCCAGAAGAGGGGGCCUUGCCCCAGAGCAGAGGCUUGGAAGGAACUCCCACUCCUGUUGCCUGCUUUCCCCCCAUGCCAGCUCUGUUUCUUCCAGAGGGUAAGACAGGCUGGACCCUAGGCCCUCCAUCUCCCGCCAGACCUCAUGCCCAGGACACUGCUGCUGAGCGGCUCAGGCUCUGCGUUGUCACUGAGCCUCUCAGAACUGGCCUCCCCCUGAGGUACGGGUGUAAGUGGCUGGAACCAAGGUCACGGCCUAACAGUGUUUCUUCCCCUUGGCCCCAUGGCCCCGCUUACUCAUCCACCUGAGGCUUCACCCUCCUCAACUCACUGUUGGUGGGGGGGCGGUUGGGUCACAAAGUGGCAACCUGAGAACAGCCUGACUCCACUGAAGAAGAGAGGGGGUUAGACACCCUUACCCUCUUCCCCACUAGCACAGCUGGGAGAGGCAGGAGGGAGGAACUGGGCCUCCAGAGUACCUUCCCUAAGGCUUUCUGCGGG